UUUUCCUUCACUUCCUCUCGUUGCCGAAGAAUCUGAUCUCUUCUCUGUUCUUCUUCUCCUAUUUCUCGGCGGAGGAUGAUGGCGACCGGGAAGGGCGAUGGUGGAUCUCUCGAGGACAUCAGAAACGAGACUGUUGAUCUGGAGAAAAUUCCGGUCGAGGAAGUUUUCCAGCAGUUGAAAUGUACCAAAGAAGGUUUAACGACAGCAGAAGGGGAGAACAGGCUCCAGAUAUUUGGACCCAACAAAUUGGAGGAGAAGAAGGAGAGUAAGUUCUUGAAGUUUCUAGGGUUCAUGUGGAAUCCACUCUCGUGGGUAAUGGAGGCAGCUGCCAUCAUGGCCAUUGCGCUGGCCAACGGUGGCGGGAGGCCUCCAGAUUGGCAGGAUUUCGUCGGUAUUGUCUGCCUUUUGGUUAUCAACUCCACUAUCAGUUUCAUUGAAGAAAACAAUGCCGGCAAUGCCGCUGCUGCUCUCAUGGCUGGUCUUGCUCCUAAAACUAAGGUUCUAAGGGAUGGCAAAUGGAGUGAGCAGGAGGCUGCUAUCCUUGUUCCUGGAGACAUUGUUAGCAUAAAGCUUGGUGAUAUCAUUCCUGCAGAUGCCCGUCUUCUCGAAGGUGAUCCUUUAAAGGUGGAUCAGUCUGCCUUGACUGGAGAGUCUCUUCCUGUAACAAAAGGUCCAGGGGAUGAAGUCUUCUCUGGUUCAACCUGUAAGCAAGGUGAAAUCGAGGCAGUUGUUAUUGCAACUGGUGUCCACACUUUCUUUGGAAAGGCUGCUCACCUUGUUGAUAGCACCAACCAAGUUGGUCACUUCCAGAAGGUUCUUACAGCCAUCGGGAACUUCUGUAUAUGUUCCAUCGCUGUUGGUAUGGUGAUUGAGAUCAUUGUCAUGUACCCGAUACAACACCGCAAGUACAGGGAUGGAAUCGACAAUCUUCUGGUGCUAUUGAUUGGUGGUAUUCCCAUUGCAAUGCCUACAGUUUUGUCUGUGACAAUGGCUAUUGGGUCUCAUAGGCUGUCCCAGCAGGGUGCUAUCACCAAGCGUAUGACUGCCAUCGAAGAGAUGGCUGGUAUGGAUGUUCUCUGCAGUGACAAAACCGGAACACUAACUCUCAACAAGCUUAGCGUUGACAAGAAUCUGGUUGAGGUUUUCGCAAAGGGUGUGGAGAAAGAUGAAGUGAUAUUGUUAGCUGCAAGGGCUUCCAGAACCGAAAACCAGGAUGCAAUUGAUGCUGCCAUGGUUGGAAUGCUUGCUGAUCCAAAGGAGGCAAGAGCUGGUAUUAGAGAGGUUCACUUCUUUCCAUUCAAUCCAGUCGACAAAAGAACCGCUUUAACUUAUAUCGAUGCUGAUGUCAACUGGCACCGAGUGAGCAAAGGAGCUCCUGAGCAGAUCCUUGACCUCUGCAAUGCUAGGCAAGAUAUCAGGAAUAGAGUCCACUCUGUUAUCGACAAAUUUGCAGAACGUGGCCUGAGGUCUCUGGCAGUUGCGAGACAGGUUGUACCUGAGAAAACAAAAGAGAGCAGUGGUGGUCCAUGGGAAUUUGUCGGAUUGUUGCCUCUUUUUGAUCCCCCGAGGCAUGACAGUGCAGAUACCAUCAAACGAGCUCUAGAACUUGGCGUCAAUGUCAAGAUGAUUACUGGUGAUCAACUUGCUAUAGCCAAAGAGACUGGUCGUAGACUCGGAAUGGGAUCAAACAUGUACCCAUCUGCUUCUUUGCUUGGCCAAGAUAAAGACGCAAGUGUCGCUUCCCUUCCAGUAGAAGAGUUAAUCGAGAAGGCAGAUGGGUUUGCCGGUGUCUUCCCAGAGCACAAAUAUGAAAUUGUGAGGAAGUUGCAAGAGAGGAAGCAUAUAUGUGGUAUGACUGGAGAUGGUGUGAAUGAUGCUCCUGCACUGAAGAAGGCUGACAUUGGUAUCGCUGUGGCCGAUGCGACAGAUGCCGCGAGGAGUGCCUCUGACAUUGUUCUGACCGAGCCUGGACUCAGUGUUAUUAUCAGUGCUGUUCUGACCAGCCGAGCGAUUUUCCAGAGGAUGAAGAACUACACAAUAUAUGCAGUUUCAAUCACCAUCCGUAUCGUGUUCGGCUUCAUGUUCAUUGCUCUUAUAUGGGAGUUCGACUUUGCACCGUUUAUGGUUUUGAUCAUCGCUAUUCUAAAUGACGGUACCAUCAUGACAAUAUCGAAGGACAGGGUCAAGCCUUCCCCCACACCGGAUAGCUGGAAACUGAGAGAGAUCUUUGCCACCGGAAUUGUUCUUGGUGGCUAUCUGGCAUUGAUGACAGUCAUAUUCUUCUGGGCUGCUUAUGAGACCGAUUUCUUUCCGAAAACGUUCAGCGUCAGGGACUUGAGAGGCAGAGAACACGAGAUGAUGGCUGCACUCUACCUACAAGUCAGUAUAGUGAGCCAGGCUCUUAUUUUCGUCACAAGGUCCCGAAGCUGGUCUUACGUCGAACGCCCUGGAACGCUCUUGGUCAUCGCCUUCAUUCUUGCACAACUGGUUGCAACGUUGAUUGCUGUAUAUGCGAACUGGAGUUUUGCAAGAAUAAAGGGCAUAGGGUGGGGAUGGGCAGGAGUGAUCUGGCUGUACAGUAUAGUCUUCUACGUGCCGUUGGACCUGAUGAAGUUUGCCAUCCGUUACAUACUGAGCGGAAAGGCUUGGCUCAGCCUUCUCGAUAACAAGACGGCAUUCACGACUAAGAAGGAUUACGGGAGGGAAGAGAGGGAGGCGCAAUGGGCAUUGGCUCAGAGGACAUUGCAUGGUCUUCAGUCCAAAGAAGCUGUCGGCAUCUUACCUGAGAAAGGGAGCUACAGAGAGCUGUCUGAGAUUGCAGAGCAGGCCAAGAGACGAGCUGAGAUCGCCAGGUUGAGGGAGCUUCACACGCUGAAAGGGCACGUGGAGUCUGUGGUGAAGCUGAAGGGUUUGGACAUUGAUACACCGUCUGGUCACUACACCGUCUAAGAACACACAGACUUUUAAGAUUUGGAAGAUCGAUCUCUCAUGGAAAAAAGAUCAGAUGAUGAUGAAGAGGGCAUCUUUUUUUUUUUUUAAUUUCAUUUAUUAGUCUUGAAUUCCUAUUUUUCAUUACCGCGAUUUCUAACAUUGUGUUUUGCAAAAUUUCGACGUACCUCACCUCCUCAAUUUGCAUUUGUGGAGGAAACCGAAAAAGUUUACGACAUUUUUUUGACACAUGAAGAUCGAACAGAAAUGUCAACUUUGGUA
Messenger RNA from Tarenaya hassleriana, 3210 nucleotides. Its product is annotated as ATPase 2, plasma membrane-type-like. Gene Ontology annotation, molecular function: ATP hydrolysis activity; P-type proton-exporting transporter activity; ATP binding. The record is from RefSeq and is a predicted model, not a curated record. The coding region runs from base 76 to 2949 and encodes 957 amino acids. NCBI's taxonomy places the organism in Eukaryota, Viridiplantae, Streptophyta, Magnoliopsida, Brassicales, Cleomaceae. The transcript is spliced from 16 exons. Gene Ontology annotation, cellular component: plasma membrane. Gene Ontology annotation, biological process: regulation of intracellular pH; proton export across plasma membrane.